AUUUAUGGAAAAUGCUUAAGUGUGCGAAUUUAUUUUCGCACUAUCUGCGAAUGAGUUGUAUUAUUAACCACCGUCUGAUAUACCUCUAUCUCAAUCAUUAUUUCAGCCAAAACGACAAACAUAAUCCUUGACAUAUAUUAAAGUGAAAUCAUGGGUGUUACACUGUGCUACUUUUGCUAUCGGCUAAAUUAUUCACUGAGAAGAUUUAGUCUCUUCACUAUUGAAAACACCAUUUUAGAGUCGCACAUGAUUGGAAACACUGCACUGCGUUGAUUGUAACCAGGGUGGGAUAGCCGCAAUUUACAGACGGAAGAUUGUUGCAAAGACCUACCCUAACGCAGUUCAGUGGUAGCAAUGACCGCGAUCGACCGCAAUGACGGCGACGACGGCGACGGACAGCGGCGAUGAAACAAACAGGUUGAAAAAAGGCUACAUGUGGUGGCUGGCUGGUAGCUACUCUCCAAAAAAACUGCCGUGGUUACCAGAAAACGAGUCUUUUUCAAUCCCGUAAUUUGACCAUUUUUUUUUAAUAUAAUAAAAAGUAGCCUUGUGUGAUGAGUUUGCGCGUUAAGCUAACUGUUCGUGUAUUAUGUGCGAGAAAAACCUUCGCACCAUUUAGCAUUGCUGUUUAUUUAUUAUUAAAUUAAUCAUACCAGUAAUAAGUAUGAGAAUGUGCGCAUUCUUCGGUUGUUACUAUGUGCAUCUUCCAAACAAUUCUUUCUUAAUUUGUGAGGUAAUUAUCUUUGUUAGUUGAUAGAUGAUUGGUAAUAAUUAUUAUUGUGAUAAGAUAGGAGGCGAAAUAUGGAAAUGGAAGACGAUGGAAGGGACGUGGAGCAUAUGGGUAAGGAGGAAGAUAGAAUAAUAAUAUCAUCAAGAUCUUCAUCUGGCGGGUUGACGUUGAGAGAGCCUCUCCUUGUGAAGAAUAACAACAGGCUCAAUACUACCUCCCAGGUUGCCAUUGUUGGAGCCAAUGUUUGUCAAAUUGAAAGUCUUGACUACGAGAUUGUUGAGAAUGAUCUAUUCAAGCAAGACCGGAGGCUUGGAGCAAAAGCCGAGAUUGUGCAGUAUGCCAUCCUCAAAUGGACUUUUGCACUUCUUAUUGGUUUAGGCACAGGUCUUGUCGCCUUCUUCAAUAACAUUGGUGUUGAGAAUAUUGCUGGUUUCAAGCUUCUCCUCACCAACCAUCUCAUGCUUGACCACAAAUAUCAUCAGGCCUUUGCACUAUAUGCUGGUUGUAACAUGGUUUUAGCCAUCGCUGCAGCAGCCCUGUGCGCCUAUGUCGCCCCUGCAGCAGCCGGAUCUGGCAUACCUGAGGUCAAGGCAUAUCUUAAUGGCGUUGAUGCUCCUUCUAUAUUGGCUCCACCUACUCUCUUUGUAAAGAUUUUUGGCUCAAUUUUCGGGGUUGCAGCUGGUUUUGUUGUGGGUAAGGAAGGACCUAUGGUGCAUACUGGUGCUUGCAUAGGAAAUCUACUUGGACAAGGUGGUUCAAAAAAAUAUGGACUGACCUGGAAAGGGUUCAGAUAUUUUAAAAAUGACAGAGAUCGAAGGGAUUUGAUCACAUGUGGUGCGGCUGCUGGUGUUGCUGGUGCCUUCCGUGCCCCAGUCGGUGGUGUCCUUUUUGCACUUGAAGAAGCAGCUUCUUGGUGGAGAAGUGCUCUUAUGUGGAGAACAUUUUUUACUACAGCUGUAGUAGCUGUGGUGCUGAGAGGUUUUAUGGAAUAUUGCAAGGGGGGAAUUUGCGGUCUUUUUGGGGAAGGAGGUUUGAUAAUGUUUGAUGUUAAUUCAGUAAAGCCUGCAUACAGCAUACCUGAUCUACUAGUAGUUAUAUUUCUUGGAGUUAUUGGAGGUCUCUUGGGAAGCCUUUAUAAUUAUCUUGUGGAUAAGGUCCUUCGCACUUACAACAUCAUUAAUGAGAAAGGCCCUAUAUUUAAAAUAAUACUUGUGAUGAUUAUAUCAUUUUUGACCUCUUGCUGUUCAUUUGGGGUUCCAUGGCUAUCAAAGUGCAUCCCUUGUCCUCCUCAUGUGGGGGAUCAGUGCCCAACCGUAGGGCAUUCUGGACACUACAAGAAUUUCCAAUGUCCUCCUAAUCACUACAAUGACCUCGCUUCUCUCUUUUUUACUACCAACGAUGAUGCUAUCCGCAACCUCUUUAUUGCUGGCUCUCACAAAAGAUUCCAGCUCUCCAGUCUCCUGAUAUUCUUUGUGGCAAUAUACUUCCUUGGAAUCAUUACUUAUGGCAUCGCAAUUCCCUCAGGGUUGUUUAUUCCAGUGAUACUAGCAGGGGCUUCAUAUGGGCGUGUUGCUGGAAGUCUGUUAAGUCCAUUUACAGUUUUGGAUGUGGGUUUGUUUGCACUUUUGGGUGCUGCAUCCUUCCUUGGUGGCACAAUGAGAAUGACUGUCUCUUUGUGUGUCAUUCUUCUCGAACUUACUAACAACCUCCUCAUGCUACCAUUGGUCAUGUUAGUUCUCCUCAUCUCAAAGUCUGUGGCAGAUUGUUUUAACAAAGGUGUUUAUGAUCAAAUAGUGGAAAUGAAGGGGUUGCCUUAUUUGGAAGUGCAUGCAGAACCGUACAUGAGGCAUUUAGUUGCCGGUGAUGUUGUUUCUGGUCCACUGUUUACAUUCUCUGGUAUUGAAAAAGUGGGGAAUAUUGUGCACACUUUAAAGGUGACGCGACAUAAUGGGUUUCCUGUGAUUGAUGAGCCUCCAUUCUUAGAAGCUCCAGAGUUAUGUGGGUUGGUUUUGAGGUCUCAUUUGCUUGUAAUUCUUAAACAUAAGGCAUUUACGACGAGGCCAAACGAGAGGUCCUUGAUUAUGAACAAGCUGAGGGCACAUGACUUUGGAAAGCCGGGUUCGGGGAAAGGGAUAAGACUGGAUGAUUUAAAGAUAUCAGAGGAAGAGAUGGAAAUGUAUGUUGAUAUGCAUCAUAUUACCAACAAGUCAUCGUAUACAGUUGUGGAAACAAUGUCUCUAGCUAAAACUGCAGUUCUUUUCCGUGAGCUUGGCCUCAGGCAUUUGUUGGUGGUGCCAAAGACAUCCGGAAGACCUCCAAUUGUGGGGAUCUUGACAAGGCACGACUUCAUGUCCGAGCAUAUAUUGGGACUAUACCCCCACUGCAACUCCCGCAAGUAAGCAGUGACUUUGGGGACUCACCAUCAACCAACCACAUACUCAUCUAUAGUCUUAUAAUACAAAGUACAAAAAACAUGUUCUAUCUCUACAGUACUAAAUUAUCUUUACUAGAAAGAACCACCUUGUUGUUCUAGGAUAUGUGAUGUGAUGAUGUGGCACAAUAUAUACCUGAAAUUGGAAGCACCUCAUAUUAAUUUUCAUAUAUUUUGUUUU
Messenger RNA from Medicago truncatula (barrel medic), 3342 nucleotides. Its product is annotated as chloride channel protein CLC-c. The record is from RefSeq and is a predicted model, not a curated record. NCBI's taxonomy places the organism in Eukaryota, Viridiplantae, Streptophyta, Magnoliopsida, Fabales, Fabaceae. The coding region runs from base 802 to 3129 and encodes 775 amino acids. Gene Ontology annotation, biological process: transmembrane transport; chloride transport. The transcript is spliced from 7 exons. Gene Ontology annotation, cellular component: intracellular membrane-bounded organelle; plant-type vacuole membrane. Gene Ontology annotation, molecular function: voltage-gated chloride channel activity.